Alligator sinensis (Chinese alligator) is the source of this 795-nucleotide messenger RNA. It is a transcript of the gene TMEM81, whose product is annotated as transmembrane protein 81. Lineage: Eukaryota; Metazoa; Chordata; Crocodylia; Alligatoridae. The record is from RefSeq and is a predicted model, not a curated record. Bases 1 to 795 code for a protein of 264 amino acids. The transcript has a single exon.
AUGAAGACCUCAAAAAGCAGCUUCAUCCUUGGGACAUUCACGUUUGCUUUCUGCCUGCCUUCGGCAGUUUCUCUCGAGACUGUUACCAUCCCAGAGAAGCUCAAGUCAGCUAUGGUUAAAGUCUCUGUCAGCACCACAUCCUGCAGUGUCACCUGUGGGCUAGGCUUCAAGGUGGAGGAAAUGUGUGAGAUUGGUUCUGAUGGGGAAAGGAGGCACUGUACCUUUCGCAGGUCAGACUGUCUGACCAGCUGGAUCUGUGGAUUACUCCACUUCACUGUUCGUGUUGGUAAACCAUUUGAGCUUAGCUGCCUGACUUCUGAGAUGAUUGGCGUUGGUAGCCAGGCCUUUAUCUACACCUGGAGGCUUGCCAGAGGCAUUAUCACCACAAAUGACAUGCUUUUCAAGUCUAUCAAGACCCCUAGUUAUGUCAUCAAACUUUCCCCUGCCAAGGAAUCUGAUGCAGGGACUUACCGAUGUGACGUGCAGCUGAUGAAGACGUUCAAGCUGGUCAAGAGGAUCUAUUUUGGGCUCCGGGUGAUCCCUACUGACUUAAUAGAGCUGAACUUCUACAAAUCCUUGACCCUGGAACAGAAACUUGCGGAAUAUAAAAAGGAAGGAAACGGAGGGAACGGCACCAGUUUCCUGUCACAAUGGCAGCAGGACUCCUGGCAAAGAAGGGCCUCGUUUGUGUUCCUGGUAGGGAUUGGAAGUGGGGUAACAGCAGGUAUCUUGGUGGGUGCGGUCGUCUUCUUUUUGCUAAAGGCUCGCAGAAAAAACGAAGUCAGAGAGGGAUGA